Messenger RNA from Rhizophagus irregularis DAOM 181602=DAOM 197198, 3485 nucleotides. Lineage: Eukaryota; Fungi; Glomeromycota; Glomeromycetes; Glomerales; Glomeraceae. The record is from RefSeq and is a predicted model, not a curated record.
UUUUUGUUGCAAUUAUUUAUAGAGCAAAAAUUUUAAAAAAAAUUCCUUAUUUUUCCACAAUUAAUCCCUUUAUUUGUCACUCGGCAUAAUAAAAUACCAAAUUAUUGUGAAACAACUUACUAUCAUUGCAUGAACCAUCCUUAUACAUAUAAUUUUCGACAAUCGCAAAUCGCAGACAGGAAAACUUUAGUUUUCUUUUUAUAAUCAAUAAUUGUUCUGACCCAAUAUUCCAUCGCAAUUCUAUUUUCCCUUGUUAUUGGCUUUAAUUUAUGGCAAGUACUAAAGUAAUAACACGGAAGUCCCUUGGGAGAGGCGCAUUUAUUGGAUCCCUAUAUAAUGUAGCAAAUGAUACAUUCUGCGGGACCACGAUAUUUAAGUCAAAGUAUCCAGAUGAUUCCAUAAGAAAGGUUGAUAUUUCACAUACUGAAAUUUUAUAUGAAUAUGAGAAUACAUAUAAGGAAAAGUUUAACAAGUUAGACGUUGAAGCUGAACUAAAAUUAAGUGUUCUCACAGGAUUGAUUCCUUUAGAAGGUUCAGGAAAGUAUCUAAACGAUGAAAAAGAUAGUCUUAAAUCCGUGAAGGGAACUUUAAUAUAUAAAAUAACUUCAGUUGAGGAAAAUUUGGUUAUUCAUCGUGACGAUGUUAAAGCUUGUAUUUCUACAGAUGUGUUUACUAAUAACCAGAAUGCUACUCACGUGGUGAUAGGAAUAAAGUGGGGAGCUACUAUAAUGGCAUCAUUUGAAUGUAAAGACACGAAUGAAGAAAAUAGAUCUCAUGUUGAAGGAGCGCUAAAAUGUCACUUUGAAAAAAUAAAGAUCUCUGGAGGUGGUCACGUAAGUGUUGAAGAACGAUAUUCUAACAUUAUUAGCCAUUUCUCUAUAAAACUUCUUGGUGAUGUUGUUCCAAAUAAUAAAGAACUUCCUCAAUCCUUUGAUGAAGCUAGGAAAUUAGUUGCUGAACUUCCUUUAUACACCAAACAAUACAAUGAUGGGAAAGGAGUUCCAAUUGAAUAUACUUUAUAUCCAUUGUCGGAACUUGCAAAACUAUUUAUUCAGGAUGUCGCGAUAGAUAAUAUGAUAACGGAAUUAAGCGAAGAAACUAUCCUAAGAGUAGAACAAGUUUUUGAUGGUUUGUCCGAAUCAAAACAAAGGCUCAACGACUUAUAUAAUGACGCACAAUCUACUUCUAAUUUCAUAAUGGACAAGGUUUUUGCUCAAAUUAGCAAUCGUGUACAAGAAGUUAGAAUAAACGAAGCAAAUUUUAGACGCGAACUUGCAGAAUGUCUUGUUAAAGUACGCUCUGGUAAGAUUAAUAUUAUCGAACUUGAAAAUAAAUUAAAAAAAUUUCAUAAGAGUAUAUUAUCUAAAAAUUCUAUGAUGGAAUUCUUUCGCCAACAUCGUUCGGUAUCUACAUUGGCUGAAUUGGUACCCAUAUUAAAGACCAAAAGAGUAGAGUUUCUUGGAAAAAAUUCAACCAUCGAGCAUAUUUUACAUAAAUAUUCAAAUAGUGAUAUUUUUAUACUCCUUGAUAAUAAUGAAUAUAUUAUUGAUUUUAAUUCCUCUUCAGUGCAUACUAUGUUUCGAGAUCUUUACAAUUCAGAUGAAGGGUCAAGCAAAUUCUUCAUAGCUAAUCUUAAAAUAUGUACUCAAAUAAAAUGUUCUAGUUAUCCAAUAAUUCGACAUUAUAUCAAUGGAAGACUAGAUAGUGACAAUUAUUAUGAGGAUAAUAAGAUAUUAUUCACAUCAAAUCUUAUUAAAUUUGAUCCUCUACCAAGUACCAAGCCAAAAAACAAUCCCAGCGAGAAGACAAAAUUGGAAAUACCCUGUCCUCAAGAUUGCCCAACUAUUGAUUCCAAUUGGAGAUGUUUCAGAUGUAAAAAGCAUGUAGAAUACGGGUAUAAUGAGCACUUAUACUGUGAAUGUGGUGAAAGCAAUAUUACUCAUUCUAAAUUUAAGAAGAUAAACAUAUUAUUACUUGGUGAAACUGGCGUAGGAAAGUCAACAUUUAUAAAUGCUUUUGCAAAUUAUCUUAAAUUUAACACAUUAGAUAAUGCAAAAUCUGGAGAUAUAGAGGUAUUAAUUCCACCAGAAUUUACGUAUAUGGAUGAUAAUUACGAGUCAGUAACGAUAAAAUUAGGUAAUUAUGAUUCAAAUAAACCAUUAGAAGAAGGUGAAUCAUCUACUCGAGAAUGUGAAAGCUAUGUAUUUCAUUUACCUGAAAAUAGACUAAUAAGAUUGAUAGAUACUCCUGGAAUAGGAGAUACCAGAGGAUCAGAAUAUGACAAGAAAAAUUGUGAAAACAUUCUGUGGAAUACAUUACUACCACUUAAAAAACAACUUGAGAAACUUAAGAAACAGACUAAGUCUGAUGUUGAAAUAAAGGUUCACAAAGAUAUAAUAUACUGUUUUGAUAAUGAAUCAUUUGAAUAUUUAACAGCAAUUAAGGAAAUAAAGUUUACACAGAACGAGGAACAAAAUUUAGCAGAAAGUUGGAAAAGAUCCGUGGAUGAAUCACUAAGGCUCAUUAAAUACCUUGUAAAGUGUAAACCUCAUAUAGUAAAAGACACUUUAUCACUCAAUAACUUUAGGAACACAGUGUUACUUCUUUCCAGACCUUUCGCAGAGAUAGAACGUCUAAUUCAGAAAAGCAUCAUAUUAAUAAAAGAAAACCAAGAAGAAAUAAAUAAUUCCAGCAAAACCAUAGAGGAACUUGAAGGAAAGCUGUAUGAUAUUAUGGAAUUACAGAUUUCGGAAAUAAAGUCAGACCAAGAAAACAAAAGAGCAGUUAUAGAGGUGCAUCAAAAAAGAGUUGAUCAACUACAAAAAGAAUGGGAGAAAAUAAAAGAAAUUAGCCUUAAGUUUACACAAUUCUCAAGACAAAAUGCAAUAGCUGCUUAUAAUGACGCAUAUGUUGACUAUCUUGAUCUUUGCAUAAAGGAAGAGAAAAUUAAGAGAAAUGCCAACUCAAGUCAUUAUGAUGAAAGAAUCCUCAGAGGGCUUGAAGCCACAAGAGAAAAUUACUUGAAGCAAGUAGAAGUUAUAAAGCAAGAAAUUGAAAACAAUAAUAGUUCUAUUACGCUAAAAGAAAUAGCCAAGCUAGAACAGCAAUUAUACGAUUUACCAAUUAACGGUCCAAAUCUGAAAAAAUUGAAAUAUGAAGCAGAACGUAGUGAAACUGAUGUAUUAAAAUACACUGAAAAUCAUUAUAUGCCGCCAAUAUCAAACUUUAUGUCAAACUCAUUCGCGGAAAUUUUUGAUAUGUUUCAACCAUUUUCUCAAGAAAAUUCUUUCAAGUUGGUACAUAAAUUAGAUGUUGAAAGUGAAGUUGGAGUUGCUAAUGAAGAAAUUAGAAAAGAUAUUAAAAAUGAUGAUUUAGAAAAUUUUAAUUCUUUAGAUUCUUUUAAUGAAAAUGAUAAUUUAAUUAAAGAUUUUGAAGAAAAACAACGAAAUUUAUUCUUAAAGAAGCGAAACAAAAAAGAGUUGUAG